Messenger RNA from Nasonia vitripennis (jewel wasp), 5276 nucleotides. RefSeq names its product protein flightless-1 (gene fliI). The transcript has 21 exons. The record is from RefSeq and is a predicted model, not a curated record. NCBI's taxonomy places the organism in Eukaryota, Metazoa, Arthropoda, Insecta, Hymenoptera, Pteromalidae. Gene Ontology annotation, biological process: actin filament severing; actin polymerization or depolymerization; barbed-end actin filament capping. Gene Ontology annotation, cellular component: actin cytoskeleton; nucleus; cytoplasm. Gene Ontology annotation, molecular function: phosphatidylinositol-4,5-bisphosphate binding; actin filament binding. Bases 370 to 4092 code for a protein of 1240 amino acids.
CUAUGUUCGAGGCGCGGGUUGGACUGUCUCUCCGAAAGAGAUCGAGGAAUUCGUGCUAGUUCUCUCUCUCUUUCUAUUUUGGAGUACGUAUUUUGAUGAUAGCUCGUAUAGAAGAUUAAAAAUACAACAUAGUGUGACUAAUUCUUUGCAUUUCCGGUCGUAAAAACUACAUCUAGCCCAUGAUCACGGCCUCAUUUACAGUGCAACCGCGAAUUUCGCGCAUUUUACAUGUAUUUAAACCUAACCUGCUCGUCCUCCAGGGAAAAGGCCUUCGAAAAUUGUCUGCCUUGAUAAAAAAAAACAUCGCCUAAUAGUUUUCCGUACGUAGCAUGAUUUAAUUCUGAGGCUUGGGCUGUUCAAGCGGAAAAAAUGGCCAAUACCGGAGUUUUACCAUUCGUCCGAGGUGUCGACUUUAGCAGAAAUGAUUUUGGAGAAGGGAAAUUCCCAGAAUCAGUUCGUUUGAUGACAGGAAUACAAUGGCUAAAGCUAGACCAUACAAACCUGGUGGAAAUACCAGUGGAAAUGGGAAAGCUGUUAAAGCUGGAACAUUUAUCUUUAACGAAAAACAGACUAGAGAAAUUAUUUGGAGAAUUAACUGAACUAGGAUGCUUAAGGACAUUAAACAUACGUCAGAAUAAUAUCAAAUCUAGUGGAAUCCCAGCUCAGUUAUUUCAUUUAGAAGAAUUAACAACCUUAGACAUUAGCAAGAACAAUUUACAUGAAGUUCCAGAAGGACUUGAAAAGGCCCGCUCAUUACUUAAUCUUAAUUUAAGUCAUAAUCACAUUGAAACAAUUCCAAAUACUCUAUUUAUUCAUUUAACUGAUCUGUUGUUCCUGGACCUCAGUUAUAAUCAGUUAGAAACGUUACCUCCUCAAACUCGUAGAUUAGCCAACUUACAAAGUUUAAAUUUAAAUCACAAUCCCCUCGGACAUUUCCAGCUAAGACAACUACCAUCUUUGAUGAAUUUAACUACACUACAAAUGCGUGAUACUCAACGUACUCUAAACAAUAUUCCCUUGAGCUUAGAAAGUUUAACCAACUUGCAAGAAUUAGAUUUAUCACAAAAUGCCUUGCCUAGAGUACCAGAUGCUCUUUAUUCUCUCCCAAAUCUUCGUCGACUUAAUUUAAGUGAUAAUCAAAUUUCUGAACUGGAACGGAAAGAUCAGACUAUUGAAAUGUGGCAAAAAUUAGAAAUUUUGAAUCUUUGUAGAAACAAACUGACAGCAUUACCUGUAUCUCUUUGCAAAAUUUCAUCAUUAAAAAGAUUAUAUGUGAAUGAUAAUGAAUUAGAUUUUAAAGGUAUUCCUUCUGGCAUUGGUAAACUAUCAUCCUUACAAGUUUUUUCUGCAGCUAAAAAUCGGUUGGAAAUGAUUCCAGAAGGGCUUUGCAGAUGUGGAUCAUUGAAACAGUUAAUCUUAACAUCCAACAGACUUAUAACCUUACCAGAUGCUAUACAUUUACUUACAGAUUUAGAAUGCCUUGAUUUAAGAGAUAAUCCCAAUUUGACAAUGCCACCAAAACCUAUAGAAGUUCAAAGAGGAGCAGGAAUUGAAUUUUAUAAUAUAGAUUUUUCUUUGCAACAUCAAUUACGACUCGCUGGAGCAAAUAUACCUGCGCCUGCACAAACAGCUAAUAGCAGUAAAGAUCCUAUAGCUCGAAAAAUGAGAUUAAGGCGAAGGCGUGAUCAAGAAGAAGCUGAUCAAGAUCAAGCUAAAAUUUUAAAGGGUAUGAAAGAUAUUGCAAAAGAAAAAAAUAAGGACAGCAAUUGGGAAGAUGCAAAAGCAGAAUCAUUAAAACCGAAAAGAUGGGAUGAAACACUAGAAAAACCUCCUUUAGAUUAUUCUGAAUUCUUUGAUGAAGAUGCAGGACAAGGACCUGGCUUAUCUAUAUGGGAAAUUGAAAACUUCCUACCAAACCAAAUAGAAGAAGUUGCUCACGGUAAAUUUUAUGAGGGCGAUUGUUAUAUCGUUCUAAAAACUAGCAUUGAUGAGAGUGGUUCAAUGAUAUGGGCAAUUUAUUUCUGGAUUGGAGAUAAAGCUACACUUGACAAACGGGCGUGUGCUGCAAUUCACGCUGUAAAUUUACGAAAUUUUCUCGGUGCACAAUGUCGAACAAUAAGAGAAGAACAAGGGGAUGAAUCAGACGAAUUUUUAAUGCUUUUCGAAUCUGGGAUUACAUACAUCGAAGGUGGAAGAACUUCGUCUGGUUUUUACACCGUAGAAGACACGCCAAAAAUUUUGAGGCUCUACCGGGUUCAUGCUGCUGGGGCUUCUAUUCAUUUAGAGCCAGUUGCUGUAUGUGCAGAGUCGCUAGAUCCUAAUUAUGUGUUUGUUCUGGAUUGUGGUAAAAAUAUUUAUAUGUGGUAUGGAAAAAAGGCAAAAAAUACAUUGAAAUCAAAAUCGAGAUUAAUGGCCGAAAAGAUCAACAAAAACGAAAGAAAAAAUAAAUCUGAAAUAAUAACAGAAAUGAUGGGUUCAGAGUCUGAAGAAUUCUGGAAGAGUUUAGGCGCGAAAGGUCCAGUAAAGCCAGUGGAACAUGUUGAUCCAGAUUUCACACCUGUUGUACCAAGACUGUAUCAAGUUAGAUUAGGAAUGGGUUACCUGGAAUUACCUCAAGUUGAGGUGCCUCAUGGAAAACUAGUCAAUACUCUUCUUAAUAACCGAAAUGUUUAUAUUUUAGACUGUUAUUUGGAUGUUUAUGUUUGGUUUGGGAAGAAGUCAACUAGAUUAGUAAGAGCAGCUGCAGUUAAGUUGUCUCAAGAAUUAUUUAACAUGAUUCAAAGACCAGAGUAUGCAUUGGUCACAAGAUUGCAAGAAGGAACAGAGUCUCAAAUAUUUAAGAGUAAGUUUACUGGUUGGGAUGAAAUCAUCGCGGUGGAUUUCACAAGAACUGCUGAAUCUGUAGCCAAGACUGGUGCUGAUUUGACAAAAUGGGCGAAACAACAAGAAACUAAGGCGGACCUCACUGCAUUAUUCAUGCCUCGUCAACCACUCAUGUCUCCAACAGAAGCACAACAACUGAUGGUUGAAUGGAAUGAGGAUUUAGAAGCAAUGGAAGCCUUUGUUUUAGAAGGCAAAAAGUUUGUGCGACUACCAGAAGAAGAGUUGGGACACUUUUACAGCGGAGACUGUUAUGUUUUUCUUUGUAGAUACUGGAUGCCUCUGGAUGUCAAUGAAAAUGACAAUGAAGAAGAACAGUGUGAAGAUGAUUUCCAAUGCAUGGUUUAUUUCUGGCAAGGAAGAGAUGCUGGCAAUAUGGGAUGGUUAACAUUUACAUUCAGUUUGCAAAAGAAAUUCAAAUCUUUAUUUGGUGAAAAAUUAGAAGUAGUAAGAACUCAUCAGCAGCAAGAGAAUCUGAAAUUCAUGGCUCACUUUAAGAGAAAAUUUAUUAUCCACCAAGGUAAGAGGAAAGAAGUGAAAUCAAAAGAUCCAAACCAAGUGGAAUUUUAUCAUUUACGAAGCAAUGGUAGUACUUUAUGUACAAGACUGAUACAAAUCACUCCAGACGCGAGCUUAUUAAAUUCUGCCUUCUGUUACAUCUUAAACGUACCGUUUAAUAAUGACGAUGAAACGGGAAUAGUCUAUGUCUGGAUUGGUUCUAAAUGUGAUAAUGAAGAUGCAAGAUUAAUUGAAGAAAUUGCAGAGGAAAUGUUUAACAACCCUUGGAUUAGCCUUCAAAUUUUAAAUGAAGGGGAAGAGCCUGAAAACUUCUUUUGGGUGGCAUUGGGGGGUAAGAAACCUUACGACACGGAUGCUGAAUUCAUGAAAUACACUAGACUGUUUCGAUGUUCUAAUGAAAAAGGAUACUUUGCAAUUAGUGAGAAAUGUACAGAUUUUUGUCAGGAUGAUUUAGCAGAUGAUGAUAUUAUGAUACUCGAUAACGGCAAACAAGUAUAUUUCUGGCCUGGACCUCGAUGUUCAGAUGUGGAAAUUAAAUUAGCCUACAAAUCAAUAAUGGUUUAUAUUCAACAUUUGAGAGUCAAGCAGCCUGAAAAACCUCGAAGGUGUCUUCCAGCUUGGAAGUGGAGAGAACCGCCUGAUUUCACCAAAUGCUUCCAUGGAUGGGGUUUGCACAAAAGACCACUAGAUUAAUUAAUUCAGGUUUUUAUUUGUAUGCAAUUUAAUUGUAAUUAUAAGGUCUUCCUUCAUGGACACACAGCAAUGGUCCAUAUUUAAACAACGACAAAUCACCAUUCUACUGCAAAUAAUGGGCAUUUAACUUUAUUGAAAGGUAUUUGAUAAUAUUGAUUUAAUACAUUGUGAGAUUCAAUUUACAAAAAUGCUCUUUUAAGCACCUAGAAUAAUUUCAUUGAUCAAAAUUAUACUCAUGUUAGCUUUUCCAAACACUAAACUUAAUUUAUUAACUUUUAUUAAUGGAAAUUGCAGUUAUAAUCCAACUAAGAAGAAUGUGUUCAUCAAAAAUACAUUAUAAUAAGCAUUUCUAGAAAAGUUUUAAAAUUUUAUAAGCAUUUUACACAUUAUUGUGAUGAGCGAAUCGAAGAAAAAUUUUAUGAAAGUACUUGUAUAACUUAUCAAGUUGAAACUUGAAAUUAAAUACAUUUAACGUUUGAUUCUACUAUAUUAACAUUAUAAAUAAUAAUGUUACAAGUUUGCAAAAAACGAAAAUUUAACACUGGUUCAAUAGCCGUGGAUAAAUUAUCUCCAGAAAUGCUUAUUGGGUUUUAUGCAAUCAAAAAUUAAAGUAAUUAAAUGGCCAAAUUGAAUAAAAAUAUUUUAAUUUUAAACUUUAUUUUACAUUUAUGGUGCUGUUCAAUCUACAAAGUAAUCGUACCAUAAAUUUUCACAAAUAUUAAUUCUUGUAAAUAUGUAUAGCAAGUGAAUAGUAUCUUGUAUAAAUAUGACAGAAAAUUUGUUGUUAAAAAUAGUGUUUUAUAAAUUUAUUCAUACUUUGUCUUUGCGAAACUUUAUGCUGAAAAUUUCUAAUUUGAUGAUGAUACAUUAGGCAGGCCGCAUAAAAAAUUGUUAACGUUUUAAAACCAAUUAGAUUCGAUAUAUAAUUUUUAAAGCAUAAAAAGAAACUAAAACGAAUAAUUAAGAAGGCAAAACUGAAAUGAAACACUAUAAGAAUUUAUUAAUGAGGUAUUGUGAGAGUAUUAAGAAAUUCUCAGUACUGUACUAUUGUACAAUAUUUAUUUAUUUAUAAUUUCGUUUUUACUUAAAAACAUAAACAUUUGUACACAUUAAUAAGUCAUGUAAUUAUUUUUCACUCUAAUAUCAGUUGUAUUUAUAAAUAAAUAAAUUUUACUAUUUAAAAA